UCGUCGUUGCCAGUGGCGUGCCUCCUCAUUGGUCAUGAACCUCUGGGCGGAGCUCAGAGAGGCGGAUAAACGAAGCCGGAACAGAUUUAAACCAACGUCCGAGCCGCUGCCUCUGUUUGUCAGUGCUGUGAGGAAACGUCGUUACCGGAGAGUCUGGAUGCUACAACAAACUCUGGAGCUGGUUUUUGUCAGGCACCAGUGAGACUGGACGCUGAACAUACCUGCGGCGCGAAGGUGUCACCACUUCGUCCACGACAUGGUCCACGAUCCCAGAGACAUGGUCCACGAUCCCAGAGACAUGGUCCACGAUCCCAGAGACAUGGUCCACGAUCACAGAGACAUGGUCCACGAUCACAGAGACAUGGUCCAUGAUCGGAGAGACGUUGUUGAGGAUGAGGGAGACAUCGUCCACGAUCAGAGACAUUGUCCGUGAUCGCAGAGACCUUGUCAAAGAUGAGAGAGACGUUGUCCUUGAUCAGAGACAUUGUCCCAUGCUUCGUAGAGACCUUGCGAUAGAAUCGGCGGAGACGGGGGUCACCGAUUUGACGGCACUGCCCGCGAUCAUGGAGACAUUGUCGAUGGUCACAGAGACAGCGUCUAUGAUCUCAGAGACAUCGUCCACGAUCACAAAGACACUGUCCAUGAUCAGAGACUUUGUCCAUAAUCUCAGAGACAUUGUCCGCAAUCACAGAGACAUGGUCCACGAUCGCAGAGACAUGGUCCACGAUCGCAGAGACAUGGUCCACGAUCGCAGGGACAUGGUCCACGAUCACAGAGACAUGGUCCACGAUCGGAGUCUUCGUACAAUGAAGACGUUCUUUGAGACCAGGACUGAGGCCUCCAGGUGUCACCACUUCGUCCACGACAUGGUCCACGAUCCCAGAGACAUGGUCCACGAUCCCAGAGACAUGGUCCACGAUCCCAGAGACAUGGUCCACGAUCACAGAGACAUGGUCCAUGAUCGGAGAGACGUUGUUGAGGAUGAGGGAGACAUCGUCCACGAUCAGAGACAUUGUCCGUGAUCGCAGAGACCUUGUCAAAGAUGAGAGAGACGUUGUCCUUGAUCAGAGACAUUGUCCCAUGCUUCGUAGAGACCUUGCGAUAGAAUCGGCGGAGACGGGGGUCACCGAUUUGACGGCACUGCCCGCGAUCAUGGAGACAUUGUCGAUGGUCACAGAGACAGCGUCUAUGAUCUCAGAGACAUCGUCCACGAUCACAAAGACACUGUCCAUGAUCAGAGACUUUGUCCAUAAUCUCAGAGACAUUGUCCGCAAUCACAGAGACAUGGUCCACGAUCGCAGAGACAUGGUCCACGAUCGCAGAGACAUGGUCCACGAUCGCAGGGACAUGGUCCACGAUCACAGAGACAUGGUCCACGAUCGGAGUCUUCGUACAAUGAAGACGUUCUUUGAGACCAGGACUGAGGCCUCCAGGUGUCACCACUUCGUCCACGACAUGGUCCACGAUCCCAGAGACAUGGUCCACGAUCCCAGAGACAUGGUCCACGAUCCCAGAGACA
Molecule: messenger RNA, 1519 nt
Organism: Lates calcarifer (barramundi perch)
Lineage: Eukaryota; Metazoa; Chordata; Actinopteri; Centropomidae
Exons: 4
Coding region: 369-1022 (217 amino acids)
Source: RefSeq, a predicted model, not a curated record